Messenger RNA from Ziziphus jujuba (common jujube), 294 nucleotides. RefSeq names its product 17.8 kDa class I heat shock protein. Gene Ontology annotation, biological process: response to salt stress; protein complex oligomerization; response to heat. NCBI's taxonomy places the organism in Eukaryota, Viridiplantae, Streptophyta, Magnoliopsida, Rosales, Rhamnaceae. The transcript is spliced from 2 exons. Bases 1 to 294 code for a protein of 97 amino acids. The record is from RefSeq and is a predicted model, not a curated record.
AUGGGAGCCAAUGAUGAAGGAGGUAGAAGUUACAGGAAGGAAAUGGAGUCACCUAUGGAGAUAGAUAGAGAGGAUGCAGAUGGAGACCACCAGAAUUCUGAUGUCAAGGUUGAGGCUAAGGAAGGAUUCUGCCGAUCAGUAGAGAGAGAACCAAAGAAUGACAAGUGGCACGGCCAGGAAAGGAGCAGUGGAAAAUUCUUGAGGAGGUUCAGGUUGCCUGAAAGAGAUAAAAUGGAGGAGGUUAAGGCUAGCUUGGAGAAUGGAGUGCAGAGUGCUUACCAUGACUGUGCCUGA